ACAGUCGGCUGGAUCGCCCCCUUUCCCUUGGAACUCACCGCUGCGGUGGGAAUGCUAGAGGACCCCACAACAAUGGAAGUUCCCGACGACGACGUUCUCUAUCACGUAGGACGUAUAGGCUCGCACUUCGUCGUGAUGGUUGUGUGCCCGCGCAUGGGUAUCGAACCAGCCGCCACGGCCCUUGCCAACAUGCGCCGCUCGUUUCCCAACAUCAAACAUGUUCUGGUGGUCGGCAUCGCAGGCGGGAUGCCCUGCUACGGUCCAGAUCUGCAGGAGCAGAUUGUCUUGGGUGACGUCGUCGUCGGCGUUCCCCAGCAAGGAAGAGGAGGUGUGACGCAUUAUGAGUUCGGUGCGUGGGAGGGCCAGAAAGAAUUGACUGUCAAAGAGCACACGCUUCACCCGUCUGCUGCUCUGCUCACUGCGGUGAAUAAUCUGCGAAGCGUGCAUAUGCAGGUGGCGGGAAGUAAGAUCCCGAAGUACCUGGAGGAGUUGCGCAGAGGCUUGAAUGAGCGAUCGAGGCAGGCUUAUGAGGAUCCUGGGGCCGAAUACGAUCAUCUCUUUGAGGACAGCUAUCUUCAUACGGACAGGGGAAGAUUCUGUCAAGGCCUUUGUGACGCGAUGCGAGCAAAGCUGCGCAAGAGUCGGGGCAAAAGAGCCGAGCGGAAGAGUGACCAACCCCAUAUCCACUAUGGCAACAUUGGCUCGGCAAAUGCAGUUGUCAGGUCGAGCGCUAAGAGAAAUGAACUCCACGCGAAGCACAACAUCAUCUGUCUUGAAAUGGAAGCUGCGGGCGUGAUGAGCGACUACCAGGGUCUGGUGAUCCGGGGAGUCAGCGACUAUGCGGACUCGCACAAGAAUAAGAAGUGGCAGGGCUAUGCGGCAGCAACGGCGGCGGCAUACGCAAAGGAGCUUCUGUUGCUGCUACCGGCAGGUGGAGGGUCGUCGACAGGGUCAUCUCUUCCCGAUGAGAGGAAUGGGACUCGGGGAGAUGGGUGGUAUGUGGGACGGGAUCAGUUUCACAACUCGGGAGGCGGGUUUAUGAACUUCAAUAUGGGCGCAGGGUAUCAAACGAAUAACAACACCGCUGGCAACCAAUAUAAUGCGCCGUUUUAUGGGCAUCCGUCUGCCAUACCGCAGUGGCCCAAGUACUAGCAGGCGGUGUUCAAGUAGACAAUGUCGUUCUCUCUCCUCCGUCGACUGGGACAACUUCUCCACCGCCGACGAGCUCCCUUGCUUUGGCGUCGCAGGCUUCGAGGCUGGCAGAAGUCUUGGUGAAGAAAUCCCAGAUUUCGGAGUCGACGGAAUAGUUCCUUGCCGCGUCAGGACUCGGGCCAGUGAUGGUGAUCUCGGACGAUUCCUCCAUGGCGUGUUGGCUGGGUGAAAUGACGAGGAAGAAGAUGACGAGGAAGAAGAUGACGAGGAAGAAGAUGACGAGGAAGAAGA
Neurospora tetraspora is the source of this 1443-nucleotide messenger RNA. RefSeq names its product nucleoside phosphorylase domain-containing protein. The transcript has a single exon. The record is from RefSeq and is a predicted model, not a curated record. Gene Ontology annotation, biological process: nucleoside metabolic process. Lineage: Eukaryota; Fungi; Ascomycota; Sordariomycetes; Sordariales; Sordariaceae. Bases 52 to 1152 code for a protein of 366 amino acids. Gene Ontology annotation, molecular function: catalytic activity.